CAGGUCCUGACUGCAGAGAGUCUGAGUGAGCCUCAGGUGUUGCCUGGUAACCCUAGACAGUUUCCUGCUGGCCGCCGAGCAACUAGCCUUCUGACACAGUGCUGGAUUCACUAAAAAGCUGACACACAAGAGUUCAGAAAACCCUCUGCAGUGAGUGUCCAUGUGGGUGGUGGACAAGAUCCGCGUGUCAGUGGAGAGAACCAACCUGCCGCUCCCUAUCACAGAAUACAGCUUCAGGAUCGCCGACAUCAUGUUCGGGGACAAGGCCACCUCCGAGAGGAACAACAGAAUGUCCCUUUGCCCAAAUGUCAUCACUCCAGCUACCAUCCCGAAAUUCUGCAUCCCACCGAAGAUGCCCUCCCAGCAGGAGGUGAAGGGCAUGGAGUCGGUUAGGGCUGGACUCAGCCCCAGGAGUGAGACUGUGGCGCGGGAGGUGGUCAGUACGCACAUCAUUCAGGUGGAGAAUGUGGACGAGACGCCCUUUGACAACGGGUACAGCGAUGAGGAGACCACUAACGCUGACCCGCAAAGCCAAGCCGCCCUCUCCCUCCCCCACCUGGCCAAAGCACAGACCUGCUAUGGCUUCUGCACCCUGCUGGAGAGCCCCCACACCAGGAGGAAGGAGUCUCUGUUCCACAAUGACCCUGCCUCUUUUGGCAUCCCCCUGAUCCUCCCCAGACCCCGGCCCAGCGCCUGCUCCAGAGCCUUCCCCUCCUCGGGCUCCCUGGGGCUCGGAACGCUGAGCUCCCGGCUCUCCCCCAGGACCCUGGCACAGAGCCGGCAGAGCACCCUGGACAGUGACACCACCUCCUCCACCGAGUCCUCCCCCUACAGCUCCCCGCUGCUCCCACGCUCGGCUCCCAGGUCCUCACUCUUCAAGGCCCUGAGCCAAGAGAGGCUGCUGUCCAGGGGCGCCAAGAAAAUGCCCCUGUCCAGAAACGACUCUCUGUCCACUGAUGAAGGCAGCUCCACGGACAACAGCCCCUGCGUGCUGAGGAGAGCGUCCGAGGGCCUUCUGAAGCCCCUGCCUGGGGCUUGCAGCCUGGCUCCACCGGCCAUCUUCCCCACUGACCUGGUUCUCUACAGGGAUAGGGUGACCAGGGAGAGCCGAGUGCCCCUGGGAAGGGAUGGGACCCUCAGGAUUUCUGCCGAGUACUGCCUGGAGAACCAGAGGCUCCGGGUGCGUCUGAUCAGCGGUGAAGGGCUUUACACCUCUUCUGUGGACCCAAAAAGCAUCAACUGCAGUGUCACCAUAUCCGUCCUACCCGGAAAGUCCCAGAAACAGCGCAGCACCCUAAUCCGGAAAAGCCGGAACCCCAUCUUCAAUGAGGAUUUCUUUUUUGACGGAAUAUCAGAGGAUGACCUCUGCCUCCGCUCUCUGCGAUUCAAAGUGAUCAAUAAAAUGUCAACGAUGAAGAGGGACUACACUCUUGGUGACUGUGAGCUUCUUCUGACCACCAUAUUAACUCUGUGA
Molecule: messenger RNA, 1474 nt
Organism: Conger conger (European conger)
Lineage: Eukaryota; Metazoa; Chordata; Actinopteri; Anguilliformes; Congridae
Product: C2 calcium-dependent domain-containing protein 4C-like
Exons: 2
Coding region: 161-1474 (437 amino acids)
Source: RefSeq, a predicted model, not a curated record